CUCAGCGGAAGAAGUUACAUUCAAGGCGAGAUUUGGUCGAUUCCUUUGAUUAUUCAAGUGACUGAAAAAUAUUCGCGGUCGCGCGCACCCCAAAAACCAACGAUCUUUCUUUAGCACAGCACAGUUGUCAGAAGCAAUGUGGUCCUAAGAUGGACACCACACACUGGAAAUCAAACAUCCAGGUAAUCCGGCUGAUCCUGUUGACCCUGUGGAUCGCCUGGGCCCAAGGACAAUCUGACAUAACAGGAAAUGCCAUCAGUGGGAGCCAGGAACUUGCUGAAAAGGUUGAGGUCAACGUAGUGUCCACGGCUUACACUCUUGCCUUCAAGAUCUCCGAUGGCACGGAAUAUGCCAUCGACAGCGUCACCUGUCGCAAUGGAAGCGGUACAGAGACCAAGGCGAACGAGGCUCACGUAUGCGAAAGCCUAGAUCCCUGCACCUUCUACACCUGCGUGGUUAGUUUUCGUGCAUCUGACGUUGGGAAUCCGCCUCUUCCAGACCAAACGAUUUAUGCCUACACCGAGUACAAACAGCCCAGGACCACAAUGACCUCGGUGGUGCCCACUGCGAACACCAUCAAGGUGACCUGGCAGACGACCGAUCGCGCCUGCGUGGCUCUCUUCAAGAUUGAAGCCAAGGCGGCGGAUACCUAUUCGACGGAGCAGCUGAACGAUAAAAGCACCCAUACCUUCAGAGGCGUAAAGUCGUGUCUAAUGCACACCAUUACCUUGGUGACCCACAACAAUGCCAGUCAAGUGGUGGACCAAGAUACCGAAAAUGUGGAUACUCUGUAUGCGGAGCCAGGGGAUAUAGCGAUGAAUAUUACAAACCUGGCCAAUGGCAUUACGGUGGUCAAGUGGGGCGAUCCCAGCGAGGAGAACUGCAUCAGCAAUUAUGUCUUCAAAUGGCGUCGCGACGAUUGCAUUCAGGAACCGGAAACCACCACAACCGAAGAGCCCAUGACGACGACCGCUGAUGAGGUCUCCUCCACAGAUGCCAGCACAGAAGAGCCUAGCUCUCCAGCGCAGCCGGAGUACAACAGUGUUGAAUGCGAAUGGAGUGAUGUCUCGGCUGAUGGCAAACUCAGGGAGUAUCUACUGACGGAUCUACAAGGAUGCGAGCUUUACACCUUUCAGCUCUUUACCAAUGAGAACGCCACGGCCAAGUCCUCCCAGCAGUUUACAUCGGCGGAAAAGGUGUCGAGUGCUGUCUUUGAGCCCAGUCAUGUCUCCAAUACCACGGAGCUACGCUGGACAUGGAGCGCGCCCCAGGAUCAUCCCAGAUGUGUGGCCAAUUACAGUGUAAUGCUUUCCGGACCCAGUCAGCGUCCUGCCAAUGAAACCAGAGACUUGGUGACCCUGGAGAAGGUUGCUGCCUUUGAUAAUCUCGAUCCUUGUGGCAUUUACACCGUGGAGAUAGUGCCCAUCUUGCUGAAUGGUAGCUCUGGAUCCCGGUACCAGGAUGAAGGCACUGUCAGCGAAGAUCAACCAACGCAGAUCCUGGAGCCCGUCUUGCUGCCCGAUUCCUUCUCGCUAGAGUUGACCUGGUUGACACCUGUCUACGCAGAUCUCUGUAUCGAUGGCUACCGCCUGUCUGGCUGGAUGGAUGAUGUGACGGUGGUGGAGGUGGAGGCACUAAGUGUCACAACCCAGAACACUAGCGUGGUUUUUAGCAAUCUGCUGGCGUGCCAGGUGUACAUCAUCCAGAUCAUUCCCUAUACCAGGGAGAGUAUGGAUGGCCAGUUAAGGCAGGUUGCGGCAGAGACCCGGCCGGCCAUUGUGGAUACCUCCAAGAUCACUCUCCAGCCGACGGGCAAAGGUUCGGCCUCCCAUAGCCUGGAGUUGUCGGCAAACAAUGCAGACUACAACAACACCUGUCUGACCAUCUUUGCCUUCUUCAACUGCAGCACCACCUCAUCUGUUCGCAAUCCCUCCGCAGAGCGUUACGUCGAGGGGCACAGUAAGCGAGGCUUCCAGGCCAAACUCAGUCCGCUCUCCCCGUACACCUACUACUCCUGUAGUGUGACAUUGUACAACGUGGCAGGACCUUCGCCCGUGAAGACCAUACAUAAUCUCCAGACCGAAACUUACUUUCCCGAGCAGCCAGAGAAUGUGCAGUUCAUCGGCAGCACCCGGAAUAGCCUGCAUUUCAACUGGAGCCAACCCACCUAUCUGAAUGGCCCGAUCAAGUACUACCAGGUCUUUCUGAUGCGUCACGAGGCCAGCUACUUUGUGCCGGAGGACUGCCCCGCAAUCGUUGAGGACUCCAAGCCAGAGACCAAGGGAGAUCUGAAUGCUAAUUUCACGGGAUUGGCGCCGUCGGUAAGAUAUAUAAUGCAGGUGGCGGCCCAGAACGAUUUUGGAAUGGGUGACUACACGGCACCUGUGAUUGGCACCACCCGUCCGACAGUCUCCGACAACGUGACCCAGCUGUCCGUAUUGCCCCAGGGUCCGGCGAAUGACAACAAUGAGUACAACGCGAACGUGACCAUCACCUGGACGGUGCCCUGCAAAUCCAAUGGCGAAAUUGAGUACUUCCAGCUGAGCUUCAGCGGAAGCCGGGCAAACUACAAUCCGGUUGCAUUCCAGCGAAGGGUGGCCCUGGACACGGAAAACCUCAAGGGAAGGAUGUCGUACACGGAGACCGACAUGCUACCGCAGUAUGCUUACACUGUCCAGGUGGCCGUCAAAAACCGAGAAGUGGAGGAGCUAAGCGGAAGUGUGCCCGGUUCAUGGGAGUCUCCAGCUGGAUUACCCGCUGUCCUGAGCAAGCAAGUUGUGGACGAGAUGAAAGUGAUUCCCCAGCAGACGAAUCACCCAACCAAGUCGGCGGUCGUUAGACUUCCGGCGGAAAUCUUGCAAUCUGACUCUGGAGAGAUAACCUAUAUUGCGCUUCUUCUCUCGAGCUGCGCGGAUGCCCCAAAACUGGAGUACAACGUCGGAGACAGUUGGCCCAACGUCUUGAAUUACGAGCAAGCUGGAGGCGAUGGCACAGGGCCAUCUUGUAUCUUGCAAUACCAAACAACGGAGGAGCGCUGGCAGCCGGUGGUGACCACUAGGGAACGGCAGAGCCGGGAUGUGGAUUUGGAAUCGCUGGAAAUAGUCUUUACCAUUGGGACUGACAAGUGUAACGAGGGCAAGCGCUUUUGCAACGGCCCACUGCGGCCGGAUACGGAGUACAACAUGGUGGUGCGACUGUUCACCAAGUCCGGAUACAGUGACGCCGCUGUGGUGUACUUCAAGACAGAGGCGGCCCUUAAGGUUACCCUGAUCCUGGUGAGCGUGUGUAGCUGUCUGUUGCUGGCUUUUGUCAUUGGACUGGCGGUGCUUUGGGUGCGAAAGCGGAUGGCAUGGCAUCGCGACUCCGGCCAGGGUAUCGAGGAUCCGUUUGGAAAUGUGAUUGCCAAGAACUUUGCCAUCUUCUAUGCGGAGGUGGCCAAGCCGGAGAAGCUGGCGCGGGAGUUCAAGGAGAUCACCGUGCAGGCUCUGGAACUGAGCUAUGCCGCCUCCGAGUUGGGUUGCCACAAGAAUCGAUAUGCGGACAUUUAUCCCUACGACAAGAACCGUGUAAUCCUCGACAUAGAUGCCGAGGGAUCGGACUAUAUCAACGCCUCCUUUAUAGAUGGAGAUCCGCGAAAAAAGGAGUACAUAGCCACGCAGGGACCAAAGCCGGAGAGCAUAAUGGACUUUUGGCGCAUGGUCCUGCAGUAUAACGUGCGGGUCAUUGUUCAGGUUACCCAGUUCCGUGAGAACGAUAUGAUCAAGUGCCACGAGUAUUUCCCGUACACAAUGAGGGGAUUAACGGUCACUAUCAAGUCUAAGGAAGUCUUCGAGCUGUACGAUCGCACCGAGCUCUCGGUUAUCCACGACAAGUACGGCCUGAAGGAGAAGGUGAUCCACUUCUACUUCAAGAAGUGGCCCGACCACGGCUGUCCCGCUGAUCCCAUGCACCUGAUUACCUUCGUUAAAAAGGUGAAGGCUGAAAGGCGGCCCAGCUACUCGCCCAUUGUCGUCCAUUGCAGCGCAGGAGUGGGCAGGACGGGCACCUUCAUUGGGCUGGAUCUGAUCAUGCAGCGUUUGAAGAGCGAGUCGAAAAUUAAUAUCUUCGAGACGGUGAAGAAACUGCGGUUUCAGCGCAUGAAGAUGGUGCAAACCCUGCAGCAGUACACGUUCCUCUACGCCUGCACCUAUGAGCUAGUGAAGCAAAAGAUUCCUCGAGCAGCCUUGAAGCUGGAGGGGCGUCCCAAGUCUCAAACGAUUCCACCGCUUGCGGCGCCUAAGAAGGUAAGCUUCCCUGACGUGGAAGUGGGAAGUGGUGAAGCGGAGCACCAGGUGUCCUCUGCUCCUAACGCCGAUAAUAUCGAUGUGCCUACUCUGCAGUUGCCGGCGCGAUUCUCUGGCCUGCGGAAAAGCACUUCGCCUUCCACAAUGGGCAGCAAUGAGCCCUCUACGAGCAGCAGCAACAUGUGAAAAAAGAAAAGCUGUGAUGUCCAGGAGCUGUGUAUUUAUUGGAUACGUAUUGUACGAGCAGAACGUAGCAGCAAUUAUAGCCAAAGAAAUGUUUUUAAAGCAUAACUAAAGCUUUUAAAGUGGAUAUAAAUUUUGCAAAUUGUAUUAAAAUACCAUGUUUGUUUUACCUAUUCCU
This is a messenger RNA of Drosophila serrata, 4644 nucleotides long. RefSeq names its product Protein tyrosine phosphatase 52F (gene Ptp52F). Gene Ontology annotation, biological process: protein dephosphorylation. The record is from RefSeq and is a predicted model, not a curated record. Lineage: Eukaryota; Metazoa; Arthropoda; Insecta; Diptera; Drosophilidae. Gene Ontology annotation, molecular function: protein tyrosine phosphatase activity; protein binding.